Alligator sinensis (Chinese alligator) is the source of this 1266-nucleotide messenger RNA. It is a transcript of the gene IL18, whose product is annotated as interleukin 18. The transcript is spliced from 6 exons. Gene Ontology annotation, molecular function: cytokine activity. The record is from RefSeq and is a predicted model, not a curated record. Gene Ontology annotation, biological process: inflammatory response; immune response. Lineage: Eukaryota; Metazoa; Chordata; Crocodylia; Alligatoridae. The coding region runs from base 561 to 1154 and encodes 197 amino acids.
UGCUGUGGCUUUCCUUCCACAACAGAAGAGCCAAAAAGCUACAAACUAAUUCUUGCUUUUCUUCCAUCUUCAGGUUGUUGCUGAUUGUGCUUAAAGACAGCGAACACCUGGGGGAGAGAAGACAAUCUCUGACCUUAGCCCCAUGGUCUUUUGGGAAGUAGUAAUUAGGGGGCCGAUUUUUCUAGGCAACUUAUUUUUUUUGCAAGCUAUUGCAUCUUCAACAUUUUUUAAAUGGCUAAUUGUUGUAAACAAAGGGUACAACAAUGAUGUACCAGAUCUAAUUUUUUUGGUUGAGGGAGCUCAUUUAAUAGGAUUGCAAAAGGGAAAGGAAGCCUUCUGAGGCAGGAAAGGGAAGAGAGAUGUGAUGACGAAUUUCCUGGCUAGAUUUUUUCCAUGGAGUUAGGAAUCUGGUGAAGUCAAUGCAAAAGAUGUUCUGUUAAAUAUUUAUUUUUGGAUUCAGGCCUCAACACAGGAGAAUCAACGGAGCUCUCAUUAGAUCCUGACUGUGGGCAUAUGUUAAUGUAGUUGGAAUCAGCACCAGAAGCAGUCCAGGAGCGAAGAUGACUUGCAAAGAUGUUUUGGUCUUUCCAGUCCAGUUUGGGGAAAAUCUUGAACUCUAUUUUGAAGAUGAUGAAGAAGCUCUAGAGUGCGACUCCCUGAGGAAAGAAAACUGCAUCUGUCAGCAAGUCUUUCGAAACAUCAACAGUCAAGUACUCGUGGUGCGGUCAGAUUCAAAUGUAGGGGUAUUCGAAUCUGCGGCAGAUCAAGAGGUGAAAUGUGGGAGUGGAAUGCUAUUCACCAUUCACUAUUAUUCAGAAACGGGUAUACCUGAAACCGGGCCGGCUGUAGCAUUCAGUGUCCAAGCAGGUAGCAAGACUUACUGUAUGUACUGCACGAAUGAAAGCGGGAAAAGAAUGGUUCGAUUUCGGGAAGGAGAGCCUCCCAAGAACGUUGAAGACAAAAUAAUAGACAUUGUUUUUAUUCAAAAGCUGUUUACACCAGGAGACAGCAUGUCAUUCAAGUUUGAAUCUUUGCUGAUGCCAGGAUAUUUCUUGGCCUUUGCAGAAGAGGACAGCUUAAUGAAACUGAUUUUAAAGAGCUGUGAGAGUGGAGAUGAAGUAGACGAGACCAUGAAGAUACAUUUCUACGCUUAAACUAAACAGAAAACUACUCUAAAAGAAACUGCAUAAGCUGUUUCUUGGCUGCCUUUUAAAACAUCUUACAUGGCAGUUAAUUACCAACUUUUUUGUAAUUUUAAUAAAGCAA